UAUCCACUGCCGAACGGGAGGCUUGGGACAUGGUUGGUCUUCUUCCAGCUUAUGAAACCUUCAGACUCAGUGAAUUACACUUUUGAAGUGUCCUUAAACCAGAUUGCAGAUGCCGUGGGGUCAAUGCUCGGACUGCAGAUGGAAAAAAUUGGAAAUGAUAAGAGAUGGUGGUCACCCAUCUGGACAGAAGAAAUUGUGUUGAAGGUGAAACCGAGGAUCUAAACAGAAAAUAUCUUUCUUCUUUGUGGGUGUCGCCUUCUACCCUCGUGGACACCAGUGAGAGCUAAAGCGUUUCCACCACUGCUCUUCUCCUGAAAGGAUAACAGUGGUGUUCAGUCUACACUGGGUCAUGCUGUGUGGCUGACUUCUAUGCUGUAGCUGAAAUGAGGUUGGUGAUUUUGGGGUCGCGGCCCCUCUUGGCCUUGACCCUCAUGCUCACCCUCACCUGCCUAAAGCAUCUGUGCCAUGGUGCGACGCCCUUUCCUCAGGACCUGGAGCCCAUCAGCACUGUUGGUAGUGAACACACCUACCUGUACCCCAGUUUCCAGGGGAACGUGUCAGAUAACGACACCGCCAGACUGGGGCUGGAUUUUCAGAGGAUGCUGCGGAUUAACCACAUGGUCUACAUUGCUGCAAGAGAUCACGUUUUUGCCAUUAACCUCAGCGCUUCAGCGGAGCGUAUCGUUCCCCAACAGAAACUGACAUGGAAGACAAAGGAUGUGGAGAAAUGCACAGUCAGGGGGAAAAACAGCGAUGAGUGUUACAACUACAUCAAAGUGCUGGUGCCACGUAACGAUGAAACUCUCUUUGCAUGUGGAACCAAUGCGUUCAACCCCACCUGUCGCAACUACAAGAUGUCAUCUCUGGAGCAGGACGGAGAGGAGGUGGUCGGUCAAGCCCGUUGCCCUUUCGAAUCACGCCAGUCUAACGUCGGCCUGUUUGCCGGCGGUGACUUUUAUUCAGCCACAAUGACAGAUUUUCUAGCAAGUGAUUCAGUGAUUUACCGAAGUUUAGGAGAAAGCAGUCCUGUUCUGCGUACCGUAAAAUACGACUCAAAAUGGCUAAGAGAGCCUCAUUUCCUUCAUGCCAUUGAGUAUGGAAACUACGUCUACUUCUUUCUCAGUGAGAUCGCAGUAGAGUACACCACCCUUGGCAAGGUGGUGUUCUCUCGAGUCGCUCGCGUGUGUAAGAAUGAUAACGGUGGUUCUCCGCGGGUUCUAGAGCGGUACUGGACUUCUUUCCUGAAAGCGCGAUUGAACUGUUCAGUUCCAGGUGAUUCGUUCUUCUACUUUGACGUUCUUCAGUCAUUAACCAACGUCAUGCAGAUCAACCACAGGCCUGCGGUGCUAGGUGUCUUUACCACUCAAGCCAACAGCAUCACCGGUUCUGCUGUAUGUGCAUUCUACAUGGAUGACAUAGAGAAAGUGUUUAAUGGGAAGUUUAAGGAGCAGCGAAACAGCGAGUCAGCCUGGACGCCAGUUCCUGAUGAAGUGGUGCCCAAACCCCGGCCGGGAUCCUGUGCUGGUGAUGGCCCUGCUGCUGGCUAUAAGUCCUCCACAAAUUUCCCUGAUGAGACUCUUACAUUCAUUAAGUCUUAUCCACUAAUGGACGAGGCCGUACCGUCUGUCAACAACCGACCCUGCUUCACACGAACCACCAGCCGGUUCAAGCUGACCCAGAUCGCGGUGGACACGGCAGCUGGCCCGUAUAAGAACUACACCGUUUUGUUUCUGGGUUCAGAGAACGGACGAGUCCUGAAAAUUCUCGCCAGCACACACCCAAACUCCACCUACAGCACGCAGGUUUUGGAGGACAUAGAUGUUUACAACCCCAACAAAUGUAAUGUGCGUGGUGAGGACCGUAGGAUUCUGGGAUUGGAGUUGGACAAGGACCAUCAUGCCCUGUUUGUGGCAUUCUCAAGUUGCGUGAUCCGUGUUCCUCUCAGUCGCUGUUCUGACUACAGCAACUGCAAAAAGAGCUGUCUGUCCUCGCGAGACCCCUACUGCAUCUGGCUGAGUGCGGGGAACUGUGCCACAGUGGCGCCGGGAUUCAAGUCUGGAUUUGAACAGUAUGUGGAGAGUGGAUAUCCUCAGUACCCAGACAGCUGUCAUGAUGUCUUGGCCACAACUCGCAAGCAGAACCCUGCGGUGGACUCUGCGUACGGGAAGACCUCACCCACAAGCGCCAGCACAACCAAUCAGGGGCCAGCUCUGCCUAAAGUCAAUGGUGUCUCUGAGACAGGUACCCACCCCGAGGAGGGGAGGCAGGGAGGGCAGGGUUCUCCUGACUUGGAGCCAGGCAGUGUGGAGAUGGAGGGAGUGCGCCGGCCCCCUGAGGUAGAUAAGUCCAACCACAGUGUUCACUACACACUGCUCAUUGCUUGUGUCCUGGUGGCGUUUGUCCUGGGAGCUUUCCUCUCCGGAUUCCUCGUUUCCUGUUACUGCAACCACAACGUUAACAAGACCAAGAGGCUGUCGAAAGAUCCAGAAGCACCGAUCCCACAUGCUCUAUCCCUGCGCAGCCUAGCCAAGCUAAACGGCCUGCUAGAGAGCCAAAGCAAGGAUGAGAAGCUGGAGGUAUCCUCACCCAAACUCUACAACUCUUUCUUUGCUAAUGGAAAAGAGCAGGCGCAUCGCAGGAACGCCCACCAUGCUGCCAUGACAGAGCUCAUUCACCCACAUCAUCACCACUCUGCUGAGCUCUCCGGCCUUCCCACCCCUGAUUCGACACCAGAGCUCCCAAUCAAGAGUAUGAAGGCCUUCAAGAACCAAUGGGAGAAGAAUCAAAACUGCAAUAAUGCUAAAGAACCCAAGUCCCAUAACAUGGGAGCAUCUCGGCCAACCCCUGGGAUGCAGCAUCAGAUUUUCCCCUUCUCCCAAGGACUGACCAACGGACAGGUACUAGGUGGCUCGGCACACUUGGAGGAACGCAAAGUCCACAACGCCGAGCGUGUGGUAAGCCAGCCGUAUCACUGCUACCCACACAAGAUUGUGGACGUUACCUCACUUGACGAGCUUCUGAAACACAUUCACGAAAUCAACGUGGCCACGGGCAAGAGUCCUACUGUACUCACCUCUUCCAUGUCAGCUCAUGCCGGUCAGAUGGCGUUCGCAAAUCGCGUACAGCCACAUAUCCCAGAAACAGAGACUGCGCCAUACUACAGUUCCUCCACGCUUCCUCGGGACAGUCUCACUCGUCGCAUGGACGUUCCUCCGGAGAUUCCUCCUCAUCAUCAGUCCACCCUGGAGAGAGUGUCCCGUCACCAGUCACAACGCCACUCUUUGAUAACAACCCCCAAGAUGCCCAGCGGGGGAGUGGUGCCUCGGCAGCACAGCUUCAACCAGCGCAGCUCCCAUCAGCCCCUCCUGCUGUCCCGAAUGAACUCUAAUGGCAGCAGUUCAGGUUGUGAUGUACGGCACCCGCUCAUCCCUAACGGAUACCUAACUCGCCAGCAUAGCUACAGCGAUCAGCAGGAAGCCCACCGUGGAGCUAUUGUCCGUCGGACAGCUUCGCUCAAGCCUGACGUCCCACCCAAACCACUGUUCAUCCCUGCUAGCUCACCUGUCAACCAGGCAGGGAAGUUCAACUACUGAACAAUGGAGAAGAAAAGCCUGUGGUUUUUCGUAAAAGGCUACUCGACCUCUCAGAACUGAUUGUGGUCAAGAAAAAUUGAAAGACUGGACAAAAAACUUGCCUUCAUGGGAAAAAAUUGGCUGCCAGUGUUGUUGACUUUACAUUUGAACUAUGACCUGUUUUUCUCUGUUUCAUAAAGAUAUUUGUACCAUAUUGGUAUUGCUCAGCUAUUGGCCAUUACGAGGGGAGGAGUUACAAGAGUCCACCUAGAUUUAGGCUGCCACAGUGAUAAGUGUGUGGCUUUACGGUGUUACUUUGGACUGUCUAGACAGGUGUCACUCAUCCUAAACUCCGGACCUGAACUUUUAUCAGAACAAGUGUACACAUCUUGUUUGAUAUUCUGAUAUUUCUUGCUUUGGCUUAACUAUUCUGUUGAUGUAGAGUUGAUGAACUGUACUGAUCCCAAUUAGAAAUGUGUAUAUAUGCAUGUGUGUGUGCGUGUAUGUGUAUAUAUAUAUAUAUAUAUAUAAAUAUAUAUGUAUGUGUGUGCGUGUAUGUACAAAUACAUACCCAGUGUAUGUAUCUAGAUUACCGAAAUGGUUUAGCCCCCUCAACAAGUUCCUUUGCCUUAUUUUGAAAGCAGAUAUGCUGUAAAAUUCCCACACAACCUGAAGAGAUCUCUAUAAAAACCAUAAGCAAUAAUACCCACCCCAUCCUGUCCACUCCCGUGUAAUGCAGCUAGACAUCUCAAACUCAAUAAAUAAAGUUAAAAUUCAGAUGAUUAAAUGUGGCUAGAGAAACCGUUACAUCAAAAUACUCUGCACCCAGUGAGAUGAAUCGGCCUUAGUGUUAUGAAGGAGAUGUAUGUAUAAGAGGAAUGUAUUCUUUGUCUAUACGCUGCAGAUGUGUUCCAGUAUUUACCCUCCGUCUCCUCUGGUAAAAUCGGUUAAUCUGUAAAAGUGAAUCAAAAAUGUUUAAUCUUCUACAGUUCAUUGAACACUGUGUCCUAACCAGGUGGGAUAAAGUGAUUAAAGCUGUCUCCUGAGUCCAA
This is a messenger RNA of Rhinichthys klamathensis goyatoka, 4624 nucleotides long. It is a transcript of the gene sema6cb, whose product is annotated as sema domain, transmembrane domain (TM), and cytoplasmic domain, (semaphorin) 6E. Gene Ontology annotation, molecular function: chemorepellent activity; semaphorin receptor binding. The record is from RefSeq and is a predicted model, not a curated record. The transcript is spliced from 20 exons. Bases 384 to 3593 code for a protein of 1069 amino acids. Lineage: Eukaryota; Metazoa; Chordata; Actinopteri; Cypriniformes; Leuciscidae. Gene Ontology annotation, biological process: neural crest cell migration; negative chemotaxis; axon guidance.